Messenger RNA from Lolium perenne, 1724 nucleotides. Its product is annotated as probable 1-acylglycerol-3-phosphate O-acyltransferase. The record is from RefSeq and is a predicted model, not a curated record. Gene Ontology annotation, molecular function: A2-type glycerophospholipase activity; lysophosphatidic acid acyltransferase activity. Gene Ontology annotation, biological process: lipid homeostasis; phosphatidic acid biosynthetic process. NCBI's taxonomy places the organism in Eukaryota, Viridiplantae, Streptophyta, Magnoliopsida, Poales, Poaceae.
AAUGUCUUCAGGUCCAUGUUCGCGGCGGCUUGCGCUCCAGUCCUUCUAGAAACACACGACUCUUCCCACCGUAUAAAAACGGAGCCAGCUCCAGCCCCGUCGAGACAGAGUCAGUCAGAACUCAGAACUCACAACAGAGCUCGCCAUUCUGCCACCGCCCACCGGACGGGAAGCCACAGCCAGCCAGCGGAACACAGGUCGCGUAUGCGCCGGGCUGCCGCCGUUACCAGGAGGAUGGCAUCGGCCGUCGGGAUGAGGGAGGCAUCCACCGCCACCGCCGAGGCGGCGGCGGCGUCGUCGUCGGCCCCGCGGUCGAGCUGGCGGCGCGCGCUGCGCUGGAUGCCCACCUCUACCGACCACGUCGUCGCCUCCGAGAAGCGCCUCCUCUCCACGCUCAAAACUGGAUAUGUCCAGGAACAGAUCAACAUCGGCCCGGCUCCACCUACGCCUGCGCUAAAAGCAAGAUCGUCAAGAGAUGAGCCAAGGUUCAUCAACACGGUGACGUUCGACAGCAAGGAGGAUGCGCCCACCCUCGUCCUGGUCCAUGGCUUUGGUGCUUCGCAGGGGCUCUUCUUUCGCAACUUUGAUGCCCUCGCAAAACGUUUCCGGGUGAUUGCCAUCGAUCAGCUUGGUUGGGGUGGAUCAAGUAGACCUAAAUUCACCUGUAAAAAUACCGAAGAAACUGAGGCCUGGUUCGUAGAUUCUUUUGAGGAAUGGCGCAAAGCAAAGAACCUCAGUAAUUUUAUAUUGCUUGGUCAUUCUUUCGGAGGAUAUGUGGUUGCACGGUAUGCCUUGAAGCAUCCCGAACAUGUGCAACACUUGAUUUUGGUCGGUCCUGUUGGCUUUUCACCAGAAGCAGAUCCUACCGCCGAGAGUUUAACCAAGUUUCGAGCCAAGCUAGCACACCAUCUUUGGGAGUACAAUUUUACAGCUCAAAAAAUUGUGAGAGGAUUGGGCCCUUGUGGUCCUGCUUUAGUUCGGUCAUAUACCACUGCUAGGUUUGGCUCAUUCCCAACAGGUGAAUCACUAACAAAACAAGAGUCCUCCUAUCUGACUGACUACAUUUACCAUACUAUAGUUGCCAAAGCUAGUGGAGAGCUGUGCCAAAAAUAUCUUUUUUACAUGGGACCAUUUACAAGGAAAUCUCUUCUGCAGAGUGCACCCGACUGGAAAGUGCCGACUACUUUCAUAUACGGACAGGAUGAUUGGGUGGAUUACCAAUUGGCGCAACAAGCAUGCAAGGAUAUGAAAAUUCCUUAUGAAAUCAUCAGAGUCCCACAGGCAGGGCAUUUCGCGUUUAUGGAUAACCCUUCAGCGUUUGAGUCGGCGGUUUUCUAUGCGAGCCGGGAUUUUCUAUCCAGAGAUUCGGAGGAGGGUCUCUCUCUUCCAGAUGGCUUGACAUUUGCAUGAGGCGUCAUCUGGCACCAAUGAACAUAAGCAAGGCUAUACGAAGUUAGAAAGCGACCAAUGUUACAAGCUUGUUUUGGUUUUGUAUGUAUGAAUUGUGUGUGUGCCAUUUAUAUGUGCUUGCAUAGAGAUCCAAGUGGGCCAAUAUUAGGGUACCCUCCGCCCUCUUUAAUAUAAAAAAUUAAACUAACUUUUGCAAAAUGAUGUUGUUAUCAGAAAGUUAGUUCAUUUUUUUGAACUAAAAGGGCAAGUGUACUCACUUGCAUCUAUAUGCUUGUGUAUCAGUAAUGGGAAACAUGAUGAUGCCAUCUACGUAA